This is a messenger RNA of Tachyglossus aculeatus (Australian echidna), 720 nucleotides long. RefSeq names its product phospholipase A2 inhibitor and LY6/PLAUR domain containing (gene PINLYP). Bases 2 to 664 code for a protein of 220 amino acids. Gene Ontology annotation, molecular function: phospholipase inhibitor activity. Gene Ontology annotation, cellular component: extracellular region. Lineage: Eukaryota; Metazoa; Chordata; Mammalia; Monotremata; Tachyglossidae. The record is from RefSeq and is a predicted model, not a curated record. The transcript is spliced from 5 exons.
AAUGGCAGGUCCUCUGCUACUCCCCAGGUCUCCCAGACCUCCUGGCCUGGUCCUGUUUGGCCUGCUGGCGCUCUGUCUCCUGCUGUCCCCGGGCCACCCGCUGAGCUGCGAGGUUUGUAAAGGCCCUGGGCCUUCCUGCUCUGGGAAGCUCAAGACCUGCGAGGGCGGGAAAGACGGCUGCGUGGUCAUCGUGGGAGAAACCGUUACAGGUGGCCGGAAGUCACUGGACACGUUCAAGGCCUGCGUCAAGUUCAGCGACUGCCACUCGGGCUUCAUCUCGACCACCAUGGGGCCCCGGGAUUACCUGGUUUCCAACUCUCGGUGCUGUCAGAGCGACGGCUGUAACCGUGAGACCCUCCCUGCGCCCACCAACAACCGGACGGAGAACGGACUCAGGUGUCCGGGCUGCAUGGUCCCCUUCCAGGACAGCUGCUCGGGGAAGGAGAUGGCGAGCUGCGUCGGCACGGAGACCCACUGCAUCUACUUCGCUGGGACUGUGCAGGCCGGUAUCAUCAACACCAAGUUUGCCUCGCGGGGCUGUGCCACGGAGACCGCGUGCCAGGUGCGGGAGAACGUGGAAGUGCCUUCGGCCACGUACACCUACCGCCUCAAGCAAGCCGACUGCCAACCUGCGCCGCGACCCCCGGGCCGGGCGGAGAAAUGAGACCCAACUCCAAGGCCGACCCGCGUCCUCCCGGAUCAAUAAAUUCAAAAUCAGAG